CCGUUAUACAAACAAAGCCUCUAGCUAUUCCACUGCAGUCGAGGCAAUCUAUACUAUCGUCCAUAUUCGCCUCUCCCCACUAUUAGCAUUUCGGAUCCAGUGCUUAUCCGUCAGUAACAGAACUUACUCACAGUAACAUCAGCACUUCGCCAAAUGUCGUCAAAAGAUGUGGAAGCUUCCGACAGCACUUCCGCCUUCGAUCUCUGCAAGAUCAGAGACAUUCUAGAGAAACAGGCCUCUAACUUGAAGGGCGUGCAAACGUCGGAUGUGGACUGGUUUCUCAGAGACUAUUCCAUAUCUGCGGUGGGAGACAGACCCGAUGAUCAAAAAUCCCAUUCCAGUAACAGCAAACAUAGAAGUAAUUCGACUAGUGCCAGUAAUGCGAGUAAUGUUACUGAAACUAAUAGCAAUGCCAGUAAUAUUAGCAGCAACGACACCAAAAAAACGGUAUCCAACAACUCGUUAUCACCGGUUUCGUCUCAUCUCAACACAAACAUCUCCAACACCAACGGGAACAACUUGCAUAAGACAAAGCCAUCCAUAGCUCCGGUUCAGGAAGAAAACGUACUACCCAUCGUAGCUCCAGAGUCGCCCGUGCAGCGCCGGGAUAGCACUCGACGUAAAAGUCUGGUUUCGUCUUUGGGCAGCACGUCGUCAUCGUCUGGCGGAUUUUUCUCGAAACUCAAAGUCAAACUCGGCCACAACAAGCCCGCAAAGCAGCCUGUAUUCAAGUCGAACUACGAUAUGCGCAUGAAGAAGGGUACAAACGACACAAAUGUGAAUGUAGGCUCGUCGUCUCCUUCGUUUGGCCCCUCUGUACCAUCAGCGAAGAUGAAUGGAACUGCUGAAUCCAGUUUUGAACUCGCUCGAUCCAGUCCCAAUGUUGAAAUGGCUUCGACAGAUUCGUUUGAGGAAUCUGUAGAUCCACGUUUGGAGGAGUACAUCAAGUUCUACCAGCAGAAGGAUAUCCGUCGUAGCUCAGUAGCCUCACGUAGAUCAUCUGUAGCGUCGGCUUCUUCUGCAAGCACCACUGCAUCGAUUCCCAGCCAUCCAGCAAUAUCCCCACUUCCUAGUGCCUUGGUUAAUGGCUACGAUAAUGUCACAUACAACAAAAAUGUUGCCGAGUCUGAGCCACCUUCGACUACCAGCAAGUUUUCAUCUUUCUUGAGACCGCCUUCGGUACUAGAUUCUGAUUCGAAUUUCAAAAAUUUGAAGCCCUUCAAACGAGUUGCUUUCCAUCUGUCAACGUUCUUGAUCGAUCCACCUCAGCAGAUUCCUUCUAGAACUCCCAGAAAAGGAAACGUAGAAAUUAUCGGCACUACUGUGAAAAUCAACCCACUCACCGACGAGGACAAACUCGCUAUGGAGAAGUCCCAGAUGGGCCAGGGUGGAGGCAUUGUAGUUGGAGGAACAGGAGCUUUGGGACUCAUAAAGAAAGAUAAGGAUGAAGAAGAUGAAGAAGAUGAAGAAGAAGUAAACGGCGAGCCAGGUUCCCCAGAAUCUCCUAAGGACGGCUUAAUUAAGAAUGACUCCAUAAGUUCAACAGAGGAUGAACCAGCCGUAGAUAAAAAGGCAAGAGCCCUCAACAUUGACAAGCCCAUGAUUCACCACCAACCAGCACCAGCAGGCUACAGCAUUCCGGUGAAGAAAAUGGCUCUUGAUCUCAUGUAUACUAGAUGUUGUCAUUUACGGGAAAUAUUACCCAUUCCUGCUAUUCUCAAGCAGAUUCCCAAGGGCUCAAUGGCCCCAUUGCCUGUGCUUCAGUUGAGAAACCCAACACCGACGAUGGUUGAGAUUCAGACGUUUGCAGAUUUCUUGAGAAUUGCACCGGUUAUCUGUGUCUCGUUGGAUGGUGUCAGCUUAUCUUUGGAGCAAUUCAAGAUAUUGUUAGCAGCCAUGAGUGCAAAGAAGCAACUAGAGAAAAUCAGUUUGCGUAAUACGCCUAUGGACCAAGAAGGAUGGGCCAUGUUGUGUUGGUUCUUAUCGAGAAAUACAGUCUUGAAUCGAUUGGAUAUCACCCAAUGCCCAUCUUUGUCAGUAAAUGUAUUGAAGAAGAGAAAGAAGAGAAACUCUGAUGCUAAGAAGGACGAAGAAGUCAAGAGAAUGACCUGUAAUGCAGACAACAGAUCUGAUAUGGACUGGUCCUUAUUCGUAGCUACGUUGGUGGCCAGAGGUGGUAUAGAAGAACUUAUCUUGACAGGUUGCUGCAUCACAGAUUUGGACAACUUCGAGAAGUUGAUGAAGUUGGCAGUAUCCAAAAAGACCAACAGGUUGGGCCUUGCUUACAAUCAGUUGACUCCAAAGCAUGUCAAGAUCGUUGUGGAUAACUGGCUCUUCCGAGACUUUGCCAGAGGCUUGGAUCUUGGCUACAACGACUUCCUGUCUAUUCAGAUGCUUAAGAUCUUCCUCGACUUCAAGAACGAACAUAAGGACUUUGAGGAAUUGAUUUCUAAAUCUAUGUUGGCCUUCUUGAGUUUAAACUCAACGAACUCGAUGUUCAACGAAUAUUUCAAGGAGGUGUUUGAGUCGAUCCUCUUGAAGCUUCCAAACUUGAAAUAUCUAGAUUUCUCCAAUAACCAGCGAUUGUUUGGAACUUUCAGUAAAUCUCCAAGCGUGGAUAGUAAUUCAGGUAUAGAGUUGCAUUCUGAUAAUUCCAGUAUUUCUAGUUCAACCUCAUCGUCUUCUUCGAAAGACUUGGGAUUAAGCGAGUCUGCAAUCACUCAAUACUUCACUUCCAAGCUUCCAUUGUUUCCAAAGUUGAUUAGAUUACACUUGGAAAACAUCAACUUCAGCCAAUCUUCUCUCCUUUCCAUUGCCAAGGUUAUGCCUUUCUGUAAGAACUUGGGCUACUUCUCGUUGUUGGGAAAUAGAAUUGAGUUGACGGCAGCAAGUGCGUUGAUCAAUGCCUUGAAGAACUCGAAGACAUUGAUAGCUUUGGAUUGUGAUAACGAUAACUUCCCGGAUUUAUUCAAAGAAAGAAUUGGUUUGUAUUGUAUGAGGAACAUGGAAAGAUUACUCUAUGCCUCCAAGAGUGUGGACCUUGAUUUGAACGAUUCCGGAAAUGAAAAUGCAGGCGAAUCUUUGACAGAGUCCAUGAACAAGAUUUUAUCAAUGAAGGCCAAACAGAAACUCGACUUGACUUCCCCUGAAGUCAGCAAGUUCAUACGGAGAGCAUUGAAGAUUAGACAGGAGUUGAAGGCAACAAUCGACGAAUUAUUGCAGCUACAAUUGCGAAACGAAUUGGACCUUGAAGGAAAAGAAACCUUGAUCAGAUUUAUCUUCAUUGAUUCUUCCAUUGAAAAGGGACUUCAGUUGAUUGAUCCAUCGUUGACAGAUGUGGAUAACAAUAUCCUUGAACAGUUAGCCAAUUCAGCAGAAGACGAAAAGAAUCUCAAGAAAGCGUUGUUCAUCCAGUAUGAUGAUCAAAACUUAGGGGUUCCUAAGAGCAACGACAUUCCACCCAGCAUAUCUCCUCUUGGUAUGUCAAGAUCGACCUCAAGAACUAAUUUGUCUAACUUGGACAGACAAGAGGGUUCGGUCUUGAAGUUGUCGAGAUUGCACGACUUCCACCAUCAACAUGAAGAGGGCUACAUGGGGGAUGUUUCUGGCGAGGAUCUUCGUAAGAAAUUGAGAGGUGUUGAGUUUGCAGAUUUGGAAAAGAUCAUUUCCUAUCUAGAAGAGUUGAAGAACAAAGGAAUUUCUCUUGGUAAAGUUUACAACAUGCACGGAAAGAACCCGCAUAGGCAAACAUUAGAACCUGUUUCGGCAGACGGAGACCGCAUAAACGAAGCAUACGACAAGGUCUUGAGUACAUUUGCACAUAAGUAAUGGGAAUCAUUAUACAAACAUUCAGUUCUGCCAAUGGAGCUUUUUCCAUAGAUAGAGGUAUAUAGUGAAUUAUGAUAUUGCAAUAUUG
Scheffersomyces stipitis CBS 6054 is the source of this 3916-nucleotide messenger RNA. RefSeq names its product Mhp1p (gene MHP1). Lineage: Eukaryota; Fungi; Ascomycota; Pichiomycetes; Serinales; Debaryomycetaceae. The coding region runs from base 154 to 3828 and encodes 1224 amino acids. The record is from RefSeq and is a predicted model, not a curated record. The transcript has 4 exons.